Anguilla rostrata (American eel) is the source of this 2674-nucleotide messenger RNA. Its product is annotated as cell cycle control protein 50A-like. NCBI's taxonomy places the organism in Eukaryota, Metazoa, Chordata, Actinopteri, Anguilliformes, Anguillidae. Gene Ontology annotation, cellular component: Golgi apparatus; endoplasmic reticulum; plasma membrane. The record is from RefSeq and is a predicted model, not a curated record. The transcript is spliced from 7 exons. Bases 225 to 1337 code for a protein of 370 amino acids.
AUAAGUCGCUCGGAGCGCGGGCUAGGCUUACUGUUGAUGAAGGCUAAUUUCCUUAAAACGUAGUAUGUGGAAUUACAAGAACGUCAUAUUGUCGCUUUUUAAGUAACAAGUGAAGGGUUCGAGUUGGUUUUCUUUCCUGUAACGUUAGCUGUUUUGCUUGCUAACAAGCUAGCUCUUGCGUUGCAUCGUUUAGGGGGAUUGUUUUGCUCUGUAGAACCGCAGCCAUGAUGGCGUCCAGCUAUAACGCAAAGGAGGAAGAUGGGCACCAUUCUGGAGCUUCGGGACCAGGCGGUGGGGCGGCGGUCAAAAGCAAGAAACCCGACAACACUGCCUUCAAACAGCAAAGAUUACCCGCUUGGCAGCCCAUCCUUACCGCGGGAACCGUGCUGCCAGCUUUUUUCGUCAUCGGUCUCAUCUUUAUUCCGAUCGGCAUUGGCCUUUUCGUAACAUCGAACAACAUCAAGGAGUUCGAGAUCGAUUAUACAGGGACAGACAUGUCAAGCCCCUGUUUUAACUGCUCAAAUAACUUCAGCUGGAAUAGCACAGUGCCUUGCAAAUGUUCUGUGUCCUUCUCCCUUGACCAACCAUUUGAGAGCAACGUUUUCAUGUACUACGGACUGUCCAACUUCUACCAGAACCAUCGACGUUAUGUGAAGUCUAGGGACGACAGCCAGCUGAAUGGUGACAAAACAUCACUGACGAAUCCCAGCAAGGAAUGUGAACCGUAUCGUACCAGUGACAGAAAGGCCAUAGCACCGUGUGGCGCCAUUGCCAACAGUCUUUUCAAUGACACCUUGGAACUGUUUUACAUUGAUCUUAACGGCACCAGAACCAAGAUCGAACUGGUGAAGACAGGCAUCGCUUGGUGGACGGACAAGCACGUGAAAUUCAGGAAUCCUGGCGGAAAUAACGUCAACCUCACUGUGGUUUUCCAAGACACAUCCAAGCCGGUGAACUGGCGCAAGCCCGUGUACGAGCUGGACACCGACCCGGAGAACAACGGCUUCAUCAACGAGGACUUCAUCGUGUGGAUGCGCACGGCCGCCCUGCCCACCUUCCGCAAACUGUACCGCAUCAUCCAGAGGAAGAACAGCAUGACCCCGACCCUGCCCAGGGGCAACUACACGCUCGACAUCACCUACAACUACCCCGUGCGCAGCUUUGAGGGGCGCAAGCGCAUGAUCCUGAGCACCAUCUCCUGGAUGGGGGGGAAGAACCCCUUCCUGGGCAUCGCCUACAUCACCGUGGGCUCUGUCUGCUUCUUCCUGGGCGUGGUCCUCCUCAUCAUCCACCACAAAUAUGGGAACCGCAACAACAGCGCCGACAUCCCAAACUAAACGCUCCUUUGAGGGGGGGAAGCAACAGAAAAAGUGCAUGCGCAUUGCUAGGGUACAACCUUCCCCCUCCCCCCCCCCCGGGACGGAACCGCUAGCUAAUUCAAUGUAGAAGCACUGGUUUCUGUAAGUGUCUGUGCUCCGCUUGUUUGAAAAGUUCUUUCGUUAUUUCCUGGAAUGGAUGGUUAUGCAGUGUCUGGUAGGGUUUUGGCUAUGCAAUCAUGGAGCGGGAGAUGGCCACCGCCAAACGGGAACCUCUAAGACAAGGUUUCACGUGUCAGAAUCACAGAACAGUUCCGUGUAACCCGCAAUACAUAACUAAUGGGCAAAUUCUCCCUGUAACUGUUAGUUUGAAAGCCGUGGGAGACUUAAAUAACUUGAUAUCAGAGGAAGUAGCAAAUCAUGUGUGUGAAAGUGUCUAUACGAGUUUGAAAAAGAAAAAUGCAUUUUGGCAUAUUUCCUGCUGGUCUAUGUACUGUUAUUUAUUGUUUUAUUAUUAAAUGUUUUAUCUCAGACAUUAAUUCUGUCCCGCUUCAGUGUGGAAUGCAUUAAACCAAUUGGGCUGUAUUAUGGCUAUAUGUAUUUCAUGUAGUACAAGUCACGCAUAUUCAUGAUUAUGGCAAACCGCAUGAGCACUUCAAGAAGGCAACCAUGAUUGUUUGAAACUUUUCCAGUUAAUCUAAAGUUAUGCUAAAGCACAGGUUGGUAUUUAUUUAAAUUAUACUAGGUUUUGUAAUUUUGUUAUGCAUUUAAAUACCUUUGAAAUUAGUUUGUUGCUUAUAUAUACUGUGUCAGACAUGGGUCAAAUACGUAUUUGUUUUGGAUUCAAAUACUUUUCUACGCUUUACUGAUCUUGCCUGGUCAAAAAGUGCAAACCCUGCCUUCUGGUCAUAUUGGCAGGCUCAGUUACAACAGGCAAGAUCAACAGAGCACAGAAAAGUAGUUGAAUCCAAAAUGAAUAUGUAUUUGACCCAGGUAUGUACUGUGUAUGUGUGUGUGUGUGUGUGUACGUAUAUGCGUGCGUGCGCAUAACAUGCAAAUUAGGAAAACUGUUGUGAAUAAUUAACUUUAGAAGGAACGUUUUCAAAACAAAGUGUAUUUGAAAGACUGUAGGGACCAAAAUAGAGAAAUGGGGUUGAAUUUACUUUCUGGAGUUAAGAAAAAUCCAUUCACAACAGUUACCAAUUCAUUUGCACUUUACAUUUCUCAUGUGUUGUAGCCAUAACAUCCAUUGGUUUGUUUAGCUUUUUGGUUUCAUUAUCUUAUGUAUUGUAAAAUUACCUUUUUUUCUGAUGAGUUUACACAUGACAUGACAGAAAAAUAAAAAAGUGGAAAACAAA